Molecule: messenger RNA, 2152 nt
Organism: Pocillopora damicornis (cauliflower coral)
Lineage: Eukaryota; Metazoa; Cnidaria; Anthozoa; Scleractinia; Pocilloporidae
Product: solute carrier family 22 member 15-like
Biological process (GO): transmembrane transport
Cellular component (GO): membrane
Molecular function (GO): transmembrane transporter activity
Source: RefSeq, a predicted model, not a curated record
AUUACAAUUUCCUGUUAGAUUACAAAGUCUACAGAGGAGUUUCUGAAUACUCAAUCGUCAUUGCGUGACCAUUGCGUUAUUUUGUGUCGUAACCAUGAUUAGGCGUGCGUGACGAAGACCAGUCGAUGUUCAUGAAAAUUCAAUAGAACAUUUGAUCGAAGAGUUCUCGUAACGUAGAAACGCGCCGUAGGAUUACUCCGAGAGAGCGCAGAAAAUCGUAGCAACCGAACUAGCCAUAGAUCUUUUAUUCUUACAAUACAAAGAAGUGAAUCAAUAGACAGUUGAUGGCAUCAACAGGAAAAAAUUUUGCCUCCGCGCAGAGUGUACCGAAGAGAAUGGAUUUCGAUAGCGCUUUACAGCACGUCGGAGAAUUUGGCCGCCACCAGAAACGAAUUUACUUUUUGGUGAGCUUCAUCUCGCUUCCUCUUUGUGCUCAGAUGCUAAUUGUAGUUUUUGUUGGUGCGAUUCCGGAAUGGAAAUGUCCAUCUCCUGACGGCGACAUUCUUCACUGCAAUUCAACUAGUGCGCGUUGUUGUGGAGAAGAUGGCGCAAUUUGCCGAGGCGCAAAGUUUCCUUCAGAUUUUACGUCCAUUGCAACAGAAUGGAACUUAGCCUGCUCUCAACGCUAUAAAUGUGAGCUAAGUCAGUCGAUCUUUGUGGCAGGAUACAUGUUUGGGGUUCUUAUUUUUGGUAUUUUGUCCGACAAGUAUGGUCGACGGAAGCCAUGGUUGUUUGCGUACAUAGUUGGAGGUGUUUUAGCCCUCAUAUCUGCCACUGUCCGCUCUUACGAGGAGUACAUCGUGUUACGAUUCGCGAUGGGGCUAUUGAACGGCGGGGGAGGCCUCAUAACUUAUGUGUUGUCCACAGAAUCAAUCGGCCCCUCGUAUCGCGGAACUGCAGGUACAUGGCAGCAGGCCUUCUCUGCUGUUGGUUAUGUCUUUCUGGCAAUAGAAGCUUACUUCAUCCGCAAUUGGCGUACUUUGACAGUUAUUUCAAUUUUUCCCUCGUUUGUGGUGUUACUGGUUUUCAAAUCAAUUCCUGAAUCUCCAAGAUGGCUUGCCUCACAAGGAAAAAUAAAAGAGGCAGAACAAAUUCUAAGGAAAAUUGAGAAAGAAAAUGGCUUCCAGAAGAACGAAGUGGUAUUUCUGAAAACAGAUGCCAAGGGAAACACGGAAUCUUCUCAGUAUGGAAUGAUAAACUUAUUUACUCACAAGUCUGUAUGUGUUGUGACAGUUAUCAUGAUGCUGAUAUGGUGUGUGAACAGUAUGGUGUAUUAUGGACUGGCAUUGAAUGUGAAAAACCUUGGGGGAAAUCUGUACAUCAACUUCUCUCUGGCUAGCUUGAUUGAGCUGCCUUCCUGUUUUGUCACUCAAUUUUUACUGGCUAAACUUGGUCGCAGAAAAGGCUUAUUUUGUCUUCUACUAGGUGCAAGUGUCGCAUGCUUCUUGUGUAUGUUCCUACAACUACAAGGUGGGCAGAAUGUGGCGGCAAUCUCUAUCACAGCAUUAAUUGGCCGGUUCUUUAUCUCUGCAUCAUUUGCCGUUCUGUACGUUUACUCUGCUGAACUUUUCCCUACAGUUGUGCGUAAUGUAGGUAUGGGGAUUUCAAGUCUUUCAGCGCGAUUGGGUGGAAUGGUAGCACCCUUUAUAGUCCUACUAGGGGAUGAAAGUGCACCUUUCCCAAUGUUUGUUUUUGCUUGUACAGCAUUGUUUGCUGCAGUGACUGGCUUGAGACUGCAUGAGACACAGGGAAGACCAAUGCCAGAGACAUUUGAAGAGCUUGAUGAAAACUAUGUAAGGAAACAAAAGACAAAUGGUGACCAUAAGGGGGCUGAUAGCUUACUUUAAUAGGACCUGCAAGGAACACAUUUAAAUCAAUCAAAUCAAUUAUUGUAUUUCUCCAGAUGUGAAGCUCGACUUGCAUCAGCAAAAUCUAACAUUGUCUGUUCUAUCUUAAAAGUGCUCACUUUUGUUCAGUGUUAGAGAAAAGAUAGACUAAGCCGACAGAGAGAAAUUUAGUAAAUUUGAAAGGGAACCUCAGUGAGUCCCAUUCCCAUUCACAAUGCCCCUUAACAAUUAAAAGAAAUACAAAUAUGACAAAAUGUGAAAUCAGAUUGCUGUCUCAAAGUAUUAAAAGUGUUGGUUUUGGGUUC